This is a messenger RNA of Trichosurus vulpecula (common brushtail), 4628 nucleotides long. It is a transcript of the gene KDM2A, whose product is annotated as lysine demethylase 2A. Lineage: Eukaryota; Metazoa; Chordata; Mammalia; Diprotodontia; Phalangeridae. Bases 184 to 3669 code for a protein of 1161 amino acids. Gene Ontology annotation, biological process: regulation of transcription by RNA polymerase II; protein demethylation. The record is from RefSeq and is a predicted model, not a curated record. Gene Ontology annotation, molecular function: transcription coregulator activity; protein binding; histone demethylase activity. The transcript is spliced from 21 exons.
UCCCGUCGCGGGCCCGGGCCCGGCUCGCCAUCGUCGGCCAGCGGCCGAAGACGCCGGAGCCCCGAUCGCUCGGACCCGGACUGAGCGGCGAGAUCCCCGUGUUGCCUUCUGCUUCCUGAGGAGAAAGAAGACAGCUCAGGAGAGGUUUUCUUGACGGUCAUCUCAACAGAAGAGCUCUGAGAGAUGGAACCCGAGGAAGAAAGAAUCCGUUAUAGCCAGAGACUGCGUGGCACCAUGCGAAGGCGCUAUGAAGAUGAUGGCAUUUCUGAUGAUGAAAUUGAAGGAAAAAGGACUUUUGACCUGGAUGAAAAACUCCACACCAACAAAUACAAUGCUAGCUUUGUCACCUUUAUGGAAGGAAAAGAUUUUAAUGUAGAAUAUAUCCAGCGGGGUGGCUUGAGAGACCCUCUGAUUUUCAAGAAUUCUGAUGGACUUGGAAUAAAGAUGCCAGACCCGGACUUCACUGUGAAUGAUGUGAAAAUGUGUGUGGGGAGCCGUCGAAUGGUGGAUGUCAUGGAUGUGAACACCCAGAAGGGCAUCGAAAUGACUAUGGCCCAGUGGACCCGCUAUUAUGAGACUCCAGAGGAAGAGCGUGAGAAACUCUAUAAUGUCAUCAGCCUGGAAUUCAGCCACACCAGAUUGGAGAACAUGGUGCAGAGGCCUACCACGGUGGACUUUAUUGAUUGGGUAGACAACAUGUGGCCAAGGCACUUGAAAGAAAGCCAGACAGAGUCCACCAAUGCCAUCCUGGAGAUGCAGUACCCCAAAGUGCAGAAGUACUGUCUCAUGAGCGUCCGGGGCUGCUACACAGACUUUCACGUGGACUUCGGUGGCACCUCUGUGUGGUACCACAUACACCAAGGGGGAAAGGUCUUCUGGCUCAUACCACCUACGGCCCAAAACCUGGAACUGUAUGAGAACUGGCUGCUGUCAGGGAAACAGGGAGACAUCUUCCUGGGUGACCGUGUGUCAGAAUGCCAGCGCAUCGAGCUCAAGCAGGGAUACACUUUUGUCAUCCCCUCGGGCUGGAUUCAUGCAGUGUACACCCCCACAGACACAUUAGUGUUCGGGGGCAACUUUUUGCACAGUUUUAACAUCCCCAUGCAGCUCAAAAUCUACAACAUUGAAGAUCGGACACGGGUCCCAAAUAAGUUCCGUUAUCCAUUCUACUAUGAGAUGUGUUGGUACGUGUUAGAGCGCUAUGUCUACUGCAUCACCAGCCGCUCCCACCUGACCAAGGAUUUCCAGAAAGAAUCCCUCAGCAUGGAUUUGGAGUUAAAUGGUUUGGAAUCUGGAAGCGUAGAUGAGGAGGCUUCAGAGAAGGAGCCGAGGCGCCUGAGCAGCCGACGCUCCAUCCUCACCAGCCCCAUGGCCAACGGAGUCAAUGUGGAUUAUGAUGGGCUGGGCAAAACCUGUAGGAACCUGCCAGGGCUGAAGAGAACCUUGUCGGUGGACUCAUCUUCAGAAUCUGGCCGGAGCUCCCACAACGGUCAAGUGUGGGAUCCUCAGUGUAGCCCCCGGAAGGACAAGCAGAUUCACCUAACUCAUUUUGAGCUGGAAGGUCUCCGGUGCCUUGUCGAUAAGCUAGAGUCACUGCCGUUACACAAGAAAUGUGUCCCAACGGGGAUCGAAGACGAAGACGCUCUCAUUGCUGAUGUCAAGAUACUGCUAGAGGAGCUUGCCCAUAGUGAUCCCAAGUUAGCCCUCACUGGAGUCCCCAUAGUACAGUGGCCCAAAAGGGACAAGCUUAAAUUCCCCACGCGGCCCAAGGUGAGGGUUCCCACCAUUCCUAUCACAAAGCCUCACACCAUGAAGCCUGCUCCUCGACUGACCCCAGUAAGACCCGCUGCCUCGCCCAUCGUCUCAGGAGCCCGGCGGCGGCGGGUUCGAUGCCGGAAAUGCAAGGCCUGUGUCCAAGGCGAGUGUGGUGUGUGCCACUACUGCAGGGACAUGAAGAAGUUCGGGGGGCCUGGUCGCAUGAAGCAGUCAUGUGUCCUUCGGCAAUGUCUGGCACCCCGACUACCUCAUUCGGUCACGUGUUCUCUCUGUGGAGAGGUGGAUCAGAAUGAGGAAACCCAGGACUUUGAGAAGAAGCUCAUGGAAUGUUGUAUCUGCAAUGAGAUCGUUCAUCCUGGCUGCCUGCAGAUGGAUGGAGAAGGACUACUCAAUGAUGAGCUGCCCAAUUGCUGGGAGUGCCCAAAGUGCUACCAGGAGGACACCUCGGAGAAGGUGCAGAAACGUAAAAUGGAUGACAGCGAUGAAGAUGUGGUCCAAGCCAAAGUCCUGCGGCCUCUGCGGAGCUGUGACGAGCCACUCACACCACCCCCUCACUCACCCACGGCCAUGCUGCAGCUCAUCCAUGACCCGGUGUCCCCUCGAGGCAUGGUGACCCGGUCCUCCCCGGGAGCUGGUCCAAGUGACCACCACAGCGCCAGCCGCGAUGAGCGCUUCAAACGGCGGCAGCUGCUGCGGCUUCAGGCCACAGAGCGAACGAUGAUGCGAGAAAAGGAGAAUAAUCCUAGUGGCAAGAAGGAGCUCUCCGAAGUAGAGAAGGCCAAAAUUCGGGGGUCCUACCUCACAGUCACACUGCAGAGACCCACCAAAGAGCUGCACGGAACAUCCAUUGUGCCCAAGCUGCAGGCCAUCACGGCCUCCUCCACUAACCUCCGCCAUUCUCCCCGGGUGCUGGUACAGCACUGCCCCACUCGCACUCCCCAGCGGGGGGACGAAGAAGGCCUGGCCGGAGAGGAGGAGGACGAGGAUGAGGACGAGGAGGAGGAGGACAGUGCAGAGGAGGGCGGGGCAGCCAGACUGAACGGCCGGGGCGGCUGGGCGCAGGACGGGGACGAGAGCUGGAUGCAGCGGGAGGUCUGGAUGUCUGUCUUCCGCUACCUCAGCCGCAGAGAACUUUGUGAAUGUAUGCGGGUGUGCAAGACGUGGUAUAAAUGGUGCUGUGACAAGAGACUCUGGACGAAGAUUGAUUUGAGCAGGUGCAAGGCCAUCGUCCCUCAGGCUUUGAGUGGCAUCAUCAAGAGGCAGCCCGUCAGCCUGGACCUCAGUUGGACCAACAUCUCCAAAAAGCAGCUCACCUGGCUUGUCAACAGGCUUCCCGGCCUGAAAGAUCUCCUCCUAGCAGGCUGCUCCUGGUCUGCGGUCUCUGCUCUCAGCACCUCCAGCUGCCCCCUUCUCAGGACCCUGGACCUUCGGUGGGCCGUAGGAAUCAAAGACCCUCAGAUUCGAGACUUGCUGACCCCGCCGACUGAUAAGCCUGGUCAGGACAAUCGCAGCAAGCUCCGGAAUAUGACUGAUUUUCGGCUGGCCGGCCUGGACAUCACUGAUGCCACCCUCCGCCUCAUCAUCCGCCACAUGCCGCUUCUGUCUCGACUCGAUCUCAGUCACUGCAGCCACCUUACAGAUCAGUCCUCCAAUCUGCUAACAGCCGUGGGCUCUUCCACACGCAACUCCCUCACAGAAAUCAAUAUGGCAGGUUGCAAUAAGUUGACAGACCAGUCCCUGUUGUAUCUACGGCGCAUCUCUAACGUCACCUUGAUUGACCUUCGAGGCUGCAAGCAGAUCACCCGGAAGGCCUGUGAGCAUUUCAUCUCAGACCUGUCCAUCAACAGCCUCUACUGCCUCUCUGAUGAGAAGUUGAUCCAGAAAAUCAGCUAAAGCCCACUCAGCCCCAGACUGAACAGGAAACAGAAACCCCCCCUCCCACUCCCCACUGUGGAGAGCUGCUCCCCCCAUUCUGCACAGGCUUCGAGGCCGGCCUCCCACUCCCUCUGCUCUCCAUCCCUGUACCCCUUCCAGCACAGUAGGAGAGGGGCAGAGAGGCCGUUCCUGCUGCACAGGGAUGACCCACCUGCUCCCUUCUGUCCUUCCUUCCUUCCCUCCCUCAUUCCUUCCCUCCCUCUGUUGAAAAAGGGAUAGGAAAAAAAAUCACAGGAGGUGCUGUUGAGGUGCUCACUUGGAGACCAAGCUCACAGUUGGGGGUGCCGUGCCAACUUAAUCAGCACAAGCCCCUGCCCCACCUAGGCCACCCUCGCCCCUCCUCCUUCCAUCUCCCAGCAGGGCCUGGGCCGAGCAUUGGUCCUGGGAAGGAAGCAGUUUGCACUGCUGCAGAGAGGGGCCCUGCCUCAGUGGCUAGACUUCUCCUGGGGUGUUCGGUGGCGUGUCUGCUCCGUCAGGCUCUGCCCGGCUUAUGCAGAUGGUGACACUGGCCACCGGAAGGCCAGCCCCUGCAAUCACACUGGUGCUGUUGAAUUUUGAAACCUCCUCCACGUCUGUCCCCACCCUGUGCAGCUUGACACUGUCUGAGGCUCAUAGCUCAACAAACACCGUCUCCCUGUACUUUGCCCUGGGUCCACAUUACGUUGCUGUGCACUUAAUCGGCUGCCGCCCUGUGGACGUGCCGGGGCUGACUCUGUUGAGAGCCCAGAGCAGCCAUGUUGGGGCUGGGGGUGGCGGGGAGGACUCCUGGGCCCAGCUCUAACCACACUAUCCCCUUGCUGAAGCCUCUCUCCUCUUAUUCCCCUCUUCCCCCAAGAUGCUUUUUUGUCUUUCUCUGAAGAGGGCUUUCCCAGGGUGUGUGUGCUUGGAGGGAGCGUGUGGCUUCCACAGCGCUGGGA